Ciona intestinalis (vase tunicate) is the source of this 4760-nucleotide messenger RNA. NCBI's taxonomy places the organism in Eukaryota, Metazoa, Chordata, Ascidiacea, Phlebobranchia, Cionidae. The record is from RefSeq and is a predicted model, not a curated record.
UCUCGCGUUUGUUUUGGUCUCAGUUUCUCGUUUAGAUUGCAACUGGUUAGUGUAGCAGCAUAGUAGCCGACUCCUGCUUGAAAGAAGCCAUUGUAGUAUCGAAGCAAGAGCUAAACAUACGAUGAAACCACCGUAAGGAAGCAAAUUUUACGGAUGGAGUACAAGACUGGCGAAGGAUGUGCCUCUCGAGAUUCUAAUUCUGAUUCAGUAGUCCCAAUACCAAACAUUUCACAGAAAUUUAAAUGCAAUCGUUUUCUUGUCAUAUUUGGUCUGUGUGCUCUUAUGUUCGGUGGUCUAGCGCUUAUACUCGUAAUAACUUGGCCUGUUGAUCCCGGCAUAGCUGCAUCCGAAACCGAGCGUCUUUACUUGAGUAGAGAAUUCUCCAGUCCUUUGUUUACCGGUGGCAUUCAGAUCGAGAAGCUGGAUAGCGUUGAUGUAGUUUGGGAUGAUGGGAUGGGAAAUUCGGAUGAUAGUAGAAGAAAGGCGAUAUCUAGGUCUUUAACUGCCAAGUUACAAACUGCAUUUGAAAUUGAAGGCUUCACCAUCACUAAAGUAGAAAUAACGAGCUUUGAACCUGUAACUGUUGAUGUCUAUUCAAUAUUGGGACGCAACGUCACGACCCUAACCUUCCCCGCUUCACUUGCUAUGGGCGGGAACCAAACAGACAAGAUAAAGGCAGUAACCUUGGGGAAAAGAAAAAUUAUUCGCAUUGCUUAUGAGUGUUUUGCAAUUCCGUCCAAAAACGUAAAAGUAGGGUCGCAAGUUGGCGCCGUCGAGGCAGGUUCAAUUCAAUUUAUGCUGGGAAGUUAUUUGGCAAAUCGUGAAGUAAUUGCUUUGGUUGAAACUAUUGAAGUGCUUGACAAUUUCAAGAAAUCUGUGAAGUCUGCAUUGCGAGCGAUACCACGACUUGCUACCGAAGUAAAAGCAAAUAUGAACCAUGCUGCUACACCAGCAACCUUCAUCACUUGCCAUAAAACUGGAGCCCAGAUCGACAACAGCAACUCUAUCUUUCGUUGCCCCGCAAAUUGUCGCUUUACUUCUGCAGAUAAAAUCGUUGGUCAUCACUGGUACCAUAUCGCAUCGUCAGUUUGUUUUGCAGCAAUUCAUGCAGGGGCCAUACAGAAAUCUAAAGGAGGAACAAUUGAAUUUUUAAAGGUGGGCAAUGGUUUUGUAUUCGAAGGAUUACUUGCGAACGAAAUUAACUCCACGACCAAGGUUGAAUAUGCUGAACGAUUUAUAGUGAAGUCACAAGGACCGAGCUGGAUUGCUAAACCGACGUCUGGUCAAAAAGAUGCUGACGCUUCUUCUGAUUCAUACGCUCCAAAAAAAGGAGAUCUUAUUAUGAAAGUAAAGUUCAUAUUGUUGAAAAUGGACGGCACGAAUAUCAGAUUUUCAUUGAUCGGCAUUCAGUCUUCAUAUUUGGCGAAUAAACUACGAGAAGACGUCGUUGUAAAGACAAGAGCAUCUUUUGAGGUUUUGAACUUUCGUUUUACCUCAGCUAGUUUAUCAGCAUUGGAGCCGUUACUACAUGAUACUAAUUCAGUUAGAGUUACGAUAGAUCUAUAUGGGAACUUUAAGGCUAAUGCUUGGCCCAUGUUUUUAUACAAACCUUGGAAAGAUACAGAUAUAAAGAAACUACAUGAUGACGUCAGUGAAGCGUCAUCUAAAUGGCAAAUUUCAUUCGAACACUUGGACAUUAAUUUGAACUCCAAGUUCAUGCAAUUAAUAGAAGUUAUACCAAGCACAACCGGAGCCCCUAUUACUGACUACCCAGGCAAGUGCGGUUGCGGAGAGAUCUACUUCAUCCACAGCAUCGGGCCAGUAGAACACCGUGACAGCAUUCGAAAUUUCUACAACCAUAUUUUCAACAUGUUUAAAUUCGACCAGUUGGAUUUGGGGUUUGGUCUUGCCGUGCUUCGCCCUACACCAACGGGGAAAUCAGAAACUGAAAUUGUAACGAAAAUCGGUCAAGAUUUGAGCGUGGGUGCUUUGCGUAGAUUGGACGAGGUUUUGAAGGAAGGGAAUCAAAUUGAUGAUGAAGACAUUACAAGGGAAGAACUAUGGAGAGUGUUGGACAAACUAGAAAAGGAAUCCAACUUCAUGAGACAAGAUUUAAAAACUCGGAAAAAGUUGCUCAUAAUUUCAUCACGGUUCGUGUUCGGUCCUGCAGCCAGCACCAAUAUAGCGUACUUGGACCGUGUGAAACGUAAAGGAAUACAAGUUGCUUACAUCGGUUAUAACUGGGACGAAGAGUUACUGAAAGCACAUUACUAUCCACAAAUGUUCGCAUCCCAACCGGCUUCCGACUUCGUCAAAUACGUGAGAAGUAUUGAUGACGUAGACUCACUUACGUCAUUCGUAAGUGACAUCAUAAAGAAACAGAUUUGUAACAGCAGUCCACAAACGUGUGCAAACAUUAAGUUUCUCAUUCAACCCCCAGACGACCUGACGUUCGAUUCAGUAUUACCCAGUAACGAUACGACUGGUAGCUACAUGUUGGGAGUUCCGGUUGGAACCGGUUUGAAGCAGUACAAGCCUACAGGCGGCCUACAGUACAACAACGUAGACCUCCCACCUACCUCUGUUUGGAGGAAAACUGUCCCGGGUCCAAAACAAGCUUUCUACAAUAAAUAUCAAUGUGGUGUACAAGCUAACCAGCCUGCGUUUCCGACAGGCAGAAUAGUGGGCGGGUCUGAGGCGGUACCUCACUCUUGGCCAUGGGCAGUUAGUAUUAACUUACUUCGUUCCAAAGUCGACAGCAAAACUAAACUUCUUUCCUAUUAUUAUAACUUUUGGAAAUGCGGAGGCACUAUUAUUCACAACGAUUGGAUCGUAACUGCAGCACAUUGCUUCGCUAAUAAGAACGAACUAGUGCCAACAACUAACUACGUAGUAGCAGUCGGUCGUCAUGACCAAAACGACCUAACCAGUUUACCCGGCGACGUGUAUGAAAUAAAGAGAAUUGUCUAUCAUCCAGAUUAUGACGAUCCAAGUAACAAAUUUGAUGUGGCGUUACUGGAAUUGAAGCGUUCCAUAACAUACCGUCGUGAGGUGGCGCCAGCGUGCUUGCCAAACCCUGAUGUGAUACCAUCCACUGGGGGGCAGUGUUGGCUUGUUGGGUGGGGAUUUACAAGUAACGAAGCUACAUCACCACGUAAUAUUUUGAAGCAAGCUGUUCAAGUAAUAGAAUCACCAAGCACGUGUCAGCAAGUAUACAAACGUUACUAUUAUGACCCGAACACCAAUCUCUGCUCAAAAAGAUCGGAAUCUGAAAACGUUAACAUGCAAUGUCGGGGUGACAGCGGCGGCCCACUUGUAUGCUUUGAGAACGAACGUUGGGUGUUGUACGGCGUUUCCAACUUCGGCCCAAAGUUGUGCGAAAAUGGCGGGGAAAGUGGAUACUUCUUAUUGUCGUCUGUACUGGAUUGGUUAUGCUGCUACAUUCAGCCCAAAAUAGGACCUUGCGCUUAUGUAAAGUGUUCAGUAGGCGUUUCCUAAUACAGUGUAUAUAUAGCUAGCAGUAAUGUUCCACAGUGUGGCUUGCUCUACUUGCGGUGCAAUAACCCUGGUUAUAAUAGUUACAAAAGAAGUGAAGUAUAACUUUGAAAUCGGUAUAUAAAGCUACUUUGAGCAUGGUUUUAUUGUUCUUUCAACCAAAUCUAAGUGUGGUCUCGACCCUCCUCUUAUACGACGUAAACACCAGAAACUGCUAUUCUGUAUGUAGUAUAGGGUAAGAUGGAACGUGUUUCAUUGUGUUUUAUUCCCCCCCCCCCUUGAUAGUAAACAAGGAGUAUUUACAGAGUUCUAAAAACCUUAUUACGAUCUAAAACUCAUAUUACGACCUAAAACACGAAGAAAUGUGGAGCUUUAUAAACUAACUGUGUCUAUUUUAAUCUAUAUAGUAGGGUGGGUGCUUUAAACAGUUUUAGUAUGUAAGUCAUCGCAGCGGUUAAACUAAAAGUGUGCGUUUAUUUUUAAACUAAAGUGACAAAAACAAACUUUGUAAGCCACAGGUGGAAUUUUAUUCACCGCGCGCCGAACAGAACAUCCAUUACGCAUGACAUGAAGUGUAUAAAACUAAUAGUUAUUUUGCCAUGGUUUCGCCACAAAAGAGACCACGACGCCGUUUCAGCAUGUGUAUUGUAAAAAGUAUUUUGCCUAAGGCGAUGCGUUGUAUACGUUCUCCCGAUAGCGCGUAAGAUAAAAUACCUCACCUCGUCGAAACUAAAAAGGUUAAAAAUUUAGGAAUAUUAUUUUUACAAUUCACAUAUAUAUCCUUGUUUACCUAUAUCCUUUGUGUGUUUUUCUCUCCCGUCCCAUUUGGUAUUAAUAAAGAACGUUCAAAUAAUAAGCCGUAUCGAUCAAGACUUUUUAAACGUAGAGCAAUAAUUUCAACUGUUUUAUUAUUUUCUUUACUUUCUUCAUUUGUUUUUCUAAAAACUAUAUUUUUUAUAAACCAGUCCCUGUCCUUACGCAUUUAUUAGUCGGAAAUAGCAAUCGUAUUAUCACAGAUUGUGCUAAGAUUUGAAUCGUAGCAAAGUUCUAGGUCGUGACAUCAUGUAAUUGCAAUUUUGAAACUUCAUGAUACUACAACAUAACACCCCAUAACAGUUAAAUAUUUUAUUCAAAAAACGUUUUGUAAACGAAGUUAUGGGGCUAUUAACUUCUGGAAAAGUUAUUUUAUUGUUCUAUACCAAAAAAAUUUUUAUGUGUACCUUUCAAACAUUUUUGACAGCUUUGAGUACAAAAGUAAGUAUUUA